This is a messenger RNA of Mesorhabditis belari, 459 nucleotides long. NCBI's taxonomy places the organism in Eukaryota, Metazoa, Nematoda, Chromadorea, Rhabditida, Rhabditidae. The record is from the annotation of a GenBank genome assembly.
AUGAUUAAGAUUCUCGCUGUUUUGGCCGUUUUGGGAUGUGCUUUGGCGCAAGGACAAGGACAAGAGCCGCCAUUUCUUCAAGGGAUCUCAGCCGCGUUGAAGCAGCAAUUCAUCGCAAUUCAAAACAAUGGAGCGCUCACCGAUGCACAAGCUGAGGCGCAAACUCUCGCCUGGGCAAACACUCUUCCAGCUGGACAAAAGAAAGUUUUCUUCGAUUUGGAUGCUCAAGGGAAACAAUAUGCUCAACAAGGCCGUGCUCAACAAGCCGCCGCUGUUGCUCGUCUUUCUGCAGCAGCUCAAGCUUUCGAUAAACAAAUGCAAGCGUUGGCCGACAACAAGAGUAUCCCCAGAGCUCAGAAAGCCCAACAAAUCGAAACUCUUCAGAAAUCAGCUCCUGCACCCGUUCAAAAAGAGCUUCAAGGAGUCUUUGCAACUCUCUCUCAACAACAAGGAGGAAGA